AGAAAACACCGUACGUUUGCGCGUUGUUUGCGGCUUACUUACAGGGUGAAAGCGGUAGCACACCUGCGUUGAAGCUGUCUUGUCUUUUUUCUUUCUUUUACGUAGGCGUUUGCGUUCGUCCACUUGUUCACGUGCACUUCUCCAUAUCUCCUAUCUUUGCUUGGCGUGUAAUUCCACCUGGUUUAAAACUUUCAGGGCACGUGCGUCUCCUUUCCUUUCUUUAGAGCUUGUUGUUACAUAUAUAUCAACUCAACUUCAUGGAGGACACAAUAAACGUAUUCGGCCGUGGCACCCCCGCCGGCGAGGCGAUCUACCGCUGCUACGUCACCCCGUCGAAGCCGAGCACCUUAGACCCGCAGCUGGCCGCGCUGUUGGCGAAGCGCCGCCAGGAGCGGGAGGCCGCGGAGGCGGCACAGUUCCACCCGAAGUCCAUUCCAAAGUCCCAGGCCCCGGUGAACCGCCCACGGGUGGGCGUGGGGAAGCGACCGACCGACGAGGAGUGCGCCAAGUGGCGCCUGCAGCAAAUCCCGCAUCGUCGCUCAAAGGCGACGAUUGAGGCGGAGGCACUGGCGGCCACCGCGCUCCCCCCACCACGCAACGGGCGUUUUGCUAAACCCCCGGUGACCGAGGCAGAGAAGGAUCGACUUGCGGAUGUGAUGGCCUACGGUGCGGAGCUGCCCAAGCCGAAGGAGCUGACAGGAGCCCAACGCGUGCGAUACAACCGGCUAAACAAGCGAGCGGAGCUGGAGGACCGCUUUGACGCGUUGCUUCAAUCCGCGCAGGACAUCCAGAAGGAGUUGGCGCAGCUGCGUAAAGGACUGCCGACUCCCGCAGCGGUCACGUCGAGUCAGAACGGAGAGGCCUCCGCACCUUCGCAGGAGCUACCUGCCGGGCGCAACCUACGUAGCGCCGACACCAGCGGUAAAAGCGCAUCGUCCGAUGUGCCGGUGAGGGGGGUCGGGACCACCUCUCUCGCGGUUGCGGACGGGCUCAGCGUCGGGGGCACCCGACUGGCCCGCCAGGGCAACGGCCUCACUAAAGUGGAGCACCGCAGUCGCGAGCGUGAGCUGCAGGAGCACCUGACCACCGUCAUCUCAGAGAUGGAGGCGGUGGACCACGAGCUGAAAGGGCUCCCUACAACGGCGUAA
This is a messenger RNA of Leptomonas pyrrhocoris, 1148 nucleotides long. RefSeq lists its product as hypothetical. The coding region runs from base 258 to 1148 and encodes 296 amino acids. Lineage: Eukaryota; Euglenozoa; Kinetoplastea; Trypanosomatida; Trypanosomatidae. The record is from RefSeq and is a predicted model, not a curated record. The transcript has a single exon.